UGCCUCUCUGUUUGCUGCUGCAUUAGACCAGUUCAAAGAAUUAUUAGUCUAGAUUAGUUAGAUAUUGUACAUUCAGUAUAUAAUAUUUUAUUAGGCUGUUCUACUUGAAUGGAUUCCAGUGCCAAGUUCAACAGGUAUACAAGUACACAACUUAUACCCGGAUAAGUUCUACUAACUUCACUGCCUCAGACUUAUGUGACACUUGAAGAACCAGAUGAUGUGUAGGUCUAUCCUCCAGAGUGAUACUAGAACCAGAUGAUAUCAUGGACACCACUCCACAUAAUGCAGCUGUAGUUGUCGGUAACACAGGCUCAGAAAAAGCUGAAAGCAGUGGUCACAUUCGAUCACAGCCAUGGAUGAGCUCUGCCAAAGAUGUGAAUUUUAGGCUAUCUGCAGAACAACUGAUGGGCAGACUUCAUCUGGAGGGCAAAUAUCAAAAACUGAAACCAGAAGAUUUUCUUCAGAUAACUGAAAAUUCACAGUCUGGGGAGUUUUGUGCCGAGGAAAAAUUUGCUCAAACAUUUCUUCAAAAAUUACUGAUGUUGGACUGCACAGUGAGAUGCAUCAAAAUUGGAGAGAACAAUGAACAGAAUGACCCACAACAAAGAUGUAAUGAGCCAUCUACAAGAGAAGCUUUUAAUGAUUUUUAUGGAGAAGAAGCUGAAUCUGAUGAUGAGACUAACACAUCAGAUGCUAUUGACUUAAUGGAUGCUCAGAUGGCUGUGUUUCAUUGUGCUGAUGGUUUCUUAAAACAGCUCAUGGUGACUAAACUCUCACAGUGUCAGUUUGCUCUUCCUCUGCUUGUACCGAAUCCAUUCAUACAACAGAUUGAGUUUCCUCUCUGGACAUUUAGACAAAUCAAAAAGAGCUGGAAGACGACUAAUGAUACAGGUCAAACCCAACCAGUCUACAGGGCAGAAACUCCAAUGGUGGCUUUCUUCAGGUUUGGUUCUGUGUCUUCAUCCAAGUCUCAGCUGAUAAACAGUUUGAUCAAUGAGAAACAUAACACGUUCUUCCACAGAAACUGUCCAGGCAGCAGCAGAACCAGAAUACUGAUGGACGGGGUGGUGGAGAUCGCCUGGUACUGCCCAUCUGGAGAGAAAACAGAUAAAUUUCCUCAAUGUGUUGCGUUCUGUAAUCUUCAUGGUGAUGCAGGAGUCAAUGAGAAACAGCUGGAUAUCAUAACUCGAAUGUCUUCUGUAAAUGUUGUUAUUUUAACUCAAAUGAAAAAUAAUAAUAACGCCAUGACAAAGAUCCAAAGAUUAUAUCAGGCCUCAAAGCCACUCAUUUCUCUUCUUCCUGAGAAUAAUUCAGCGCUCAAAGAAGUCUGCCAAGGAAAAUACAGAAUAGGUUUGAGAGACAGAAAUCAAUCUACUGUCUUUGAAGAACUCAGAAAAGCUAUCAAUAAAGGAUUCUCAUCUUUAGAAUCAUCUUCCCUUUUCAAGCUUAAUGAUGUGGCCAAACAUUUAAAUAUCACAGUAGAUGAGAAGACUGAUAAGGACUGCAGGAGAGGGAAAGACGCAGCACAGCAAAUGAUGAGUUUAAUGGAGAGUAAAUAUCUGACAGAAAUUAAAGAAUCAUUUCUGCCAUGUCAGGGAAAACUGUGGCAUCAGUGGUGCCAGAAGAAUAGUGAACUACACAGACCUACAUUAGGUGAACUACAUAAAGGUGAAAACAUAGAAAAAAACAAAAGUGAUAAGAAAUCAGAAAUGCUGAAAAUCCGUGAACAGCAGCAAAGAUCUGAUGUACGUGAAUUUAUCCAAAUCUUUAUUCAACAACUGAACUCACAAGAAGGAAACGAGAUGGUGUAUUUUCUUAAAUGGCUUGGGAUUCUACUGGAUGACUUCACUGAAAGUUGUUCAGCCCUUAAACAUGAGUAUAUUCAAAAGUUGUCAGCAGUCUUCGAUCUGAAAAAGAAACAUGAUAAAUCUCAACAACAGAUGGCUGGACAAGAAUUUGAGAUCAUUACUGAUAAACUACAAGCUGCAACCUUUGGUUUGGAGCACAUACAGAGAGAGAUCGGUCAGAUAUAUGAAUCAUGUUCAUCUGUGAAGAACAACAAGAAAAACCUUAAAAUUGACUUCAGAACUCUUCCUGGCCUUGCAGCAAAGAUGAUGAUGUCUGGAUUUCCACUGGAGCUGAUGGAUGGAGAUGCUGCUCAUGUUCCUCUGAUCUGGGUUACUGCUGUUUUAGAUGAACUCAUCAAGAAACUGGGAGACAAGAGAGUUUUUGUGCUGUCAGUUUUAGGUAUUCAGAGCUCUGGGAAAUCCACCAUGAUGAAUGCCAUGUUUGGUUUGCAGUUUGCUGUCAGUGCCGGCCGGUGCACCAGAGGAGCUUUCAUGCAGCUGGUCAAAGUGUCAGAGGAGAUGAAGAUGAAAAAACAGCUGGAGUUUGAAUAUAUUCUGGUUGUUGAUACUGAGGGUCUUCGUGCUCUAGAACUGGCUGGAAGAUCAACAAGAAAUCAUGACAAUGAAUUGGCCACAUUUGUUGUUGGUCUUGGAAAUAUGACAUUAAUCAACAUCUUUGGAGAAAACACUGCUGAAAUGCAGGAAACUCUCCAAAAUGUUGUUCAGGCCUUACUGAGGAUGAAGAGAGUCAGACUGAAUACCAGCUGUAUGUUUGUGCAUCAGAAUGUUUACGAUGUUACAGCCAGAGAGAAAAAUAUGGAAGGAAGGAGAAGACAACAGAAAAAACUGGAUAAAAUGACAAAACUUGAUGCAAAAGAGGAAGACUGUAAUAAAGAGUUUUUCAGUGAUGUCAUUGCAUUUGAUGUACAGAAUGAUGUGAAGUAUUUUUCACAGCUCUGGGAGGGAAGCCCACCUAUGGCUCCACCAAACCCAAAAUACAGCAGAAACAUUCAAGAGUUGAAAGACACCAUUCUCUCAAAAGCUUCUACAGCAAGCAGCAUCACACUGUCGCAGUUCAAAAUGCGUAUUAAUGAUCUUUGGACAGCACUGCUGAAUGAAAACUUUGUGUUCAGCUUCAAAAACACACUGGAGAUUUCUGUAUACAGAAAACUGGAAACUAAAUAUAUCAACUGGACUUGGAGUCUCAGGAGUGCCAUGUUGAGUAUUGAAGACAAAUUCUACAACAGAAUUGCAAAUGGAUACAUUGAUAUUCAUGAUAAUGACCUGAUAGCUGAACUGAAAACAGCAAAAGACGAAGUAGAGAAAUCAAUGAAGUCUUAUUUUGAUGAGGACAAAGACAAAGACAUUCUGUGUCAAUGGCGAGGAAGAUUUGUAACCCAAAUUAAAGGUCUUCAUGAUGAUCUGGUGAAGGAAACAGAAAGAAAAUUGAAUAAAGCAAUUGAGCAUAAGAAAGCAAGGGAGAAUCUGGAUGAAAGAAGAAGAGAGUAUGAAAAUACACUUUUCACUCGGAGCAAGGAAUGUGCAGUGAGUCUAAAAAGUAAAGGAGCAGAUGAACGUGUUCUGAAAAAGGAAUUUGACACAUUGUGGAGUAAAUGGGUCACUGAAAUGGCAGAAGAUAUUCUUCCACUGAAAGACUUUGAUUUAUGGGAUGAUGUCACUCAGGUCUUAUCUGAAAACCAUGAACUAACUUUUGUGAAUCAGAGACUUAAUCUGCAAGACUUCAAACAGAUAGUCCACAGAGGUGAUUAUGAUGACUACAUUGUACUACAGAGACAUCUAGAGCAAUCUGGUGAAAUUGUAUCAAGUCAAAACAACAUCCUUAAUGCGAAAUGUAAUGACUCAGUGAGGCAACUGAUUCAUAAUGUUAUGCAGGAAACUCAGAAAAUAGUGGAAAAAUCACCAGUCAGAAGAAACGGCUACAAUGUCAGUUACAUUCAGGCAAUAACAGACUGUGUGCAAAAGUUAGUACACCAACAUCAAUCAGGGAAUCAAACAUUCAAACUGAAAAGGGAGUUUAUCACAGAUCUCUGUCUCUAUGUGUGUAACACUGCAAUCAAGAAAUUUACUGAACUCCACAAAGAAUUCAGGGAAUCAAAUGAUCCAAGAAUUUAUCUUGAGAAGCAUAAAACUCAAUAUUACAGCAUCUUCAAGAAUCACUGGAGUGGGGCAACAACCACAACCAUACUGAUUGAUUUCAUCUGCAGCAAACUUGAACCGUCCAUCCUAGAAUCUGUUUACAACAAAACUGCUAUUGAUUUUGCAGCACAGAUGAGGUCUGACAUACGAGCAUUACGUGAGAACAGGUCAAAUCUGGAGAAACACAUUCUGAAAUCCCUCGCAGAAAAAGAGGACUUUGGUCAAUAUAUGCAAUACAUCCAACAACCCAAAGAACACUUCAAACAAUUCAUAAAAAAAGAAGUGAAGAAAUACUUCAACGAACAAAGUGAAAUUAUAUUAAACAGUUUCAAAGGAAAUCUAAAACAGAAAGAGCAGAUUGUGAGUAAUGCUGUGCAUGUAGUGACAGUGGAGGUCAAAAACAAGAGAGGAGAUGGAAACAUGUGGUUCAGAAGUUUCACCAAAACACUCACGAAUGUGCUGAAAUUCACAGGAGAGUCACGUGUUAAUGUCACUGAAGUUAAAGACUUGGAUUUUCUUGAAAAUCAUUUGAGUAAAACUCUGAAUGAAAUGAUGAUAAAGCUACAGAACAGUUUUUCAAGCAUUAAUGACAUUAAAAUGGAGAAGUGCAGGAAGAAACCAGAUGAGAUUUUGAUCGAUCACUUCUGUCAGUGCUGUUGGGUUCAGUGUCCCUUCUGUAAAGCCAUCUGCACCAACACGAUGGAAGAUCAUUCUGGAGAUCACACUGUUCCUUUCCAUCGUAGUACUGGACUGAAUGGACGUUUUUACAAAGGAACAUCAAAUUUGGCUAAUUGUUUCUGCACAACAGAAGUAGCAAGUGAUAAUUGGCUUUACGCAGAAAAUUCGGAAGAAAAAAUUUUCUGGAAAGAAUACAGAAAAGGAGGUCCUGAAUUAGUUAACUGGAGCAUCACUCCUGACCUCUCUGAGCUGCCGUACUGGAAGUGGGUUGUGUGCAGAUUCCAGAAAGAUCUUGAAAAGCUCUACAAUAAAACAUUCAAGGGACAUGGUGAGAUUCCAUAUGAAUGGAGGCGAUACACAAAAGAGGAUGCUAUUAAGAGUUUGAAUAAAUACAUCUAGUGAGGAUUUAAGAGAAACUCUUUCACAUCCCUAUUUACAGAUGAUGUUUUGAGCUCAAUUCUGAACUGAGUUUUAUAGGAAUUUAGUUUGUAAAAUAUCACAGCUGACUUUAUUUGGAUGCAUUGAUCAGCGUUACUGUAACUUCGUUACAGCAUUACAAACCAUUUUGAAUUCUAAGAGAAAUGUUUAUAGACAAAAAAUUUGACAAAAAAAUCCAUUGUUAAUUGGACAGUUCACCCAAAUUAUUAAAUUCUGUCAUCAUUUACUCACCCUCAAGUUGUUCCAAAUCUGUAUAAAUGUCUUUGUUCUGAUGAACACAGAGAAGGAUAUUUGUAAGAAUGCUUGUAACCAAACAGUACUUGGUCACCAUUAGGCGCUGUCCGACCGGAUAAGUUCAGGAACAAAGUUCCGUAACGAGUAAAGAGGGCUGUCGUUCGUGAACUAAGUUUUCCCUCAGGCCAUUUCCAUGAUCGCAUUCACACCUGCAAAAGGAAUUAUUUAGUGAUGUAAGCCAGUCGACAGCAACGUAAUUAAAGCGCGUCCGUCGAACAACGACAAACAAUUAAACAACAGAAGUUCGGCCAAUCAGGGUUUGCUUACGUCACGAGUAAUUCCUAUCCUGCUGGUUUAGACGCUGCUUCAGAGAAGGCAAGCUAAAGUGUUCAUCCAAAAAGGUUCUCUGGAACUAAAAUUUCAGCCAGUUCCUGCAGUGCGAACACAACAACAAGGGGGACUUCCGGCAAAUCAGCCCGGAACGAUGAAAUUAUUCCUGCGGUGCGAAAACCCCUAUUGACUACCGUAGUAGGAAAAAUAACAAUGGUAAUAAAAAGUGCUCCAAAACUAUUUGCUUUCCUACAUUCUUCAAAAUAUUUUCUUCUGUGUUCAACAGAACAAAGAAAUGUAUACAGAUUGGGAACUUGAGGGUGUGACUUUGGGGUGAACGGUUCCAUUAACAAAAAGUAGAUUAUAGUAGGUUUAUAUUACCUCUACUACAACAGGUGACUUAUUCAUUUUUAAGGAGUAUCACACCAGAAGUGACAUUGUUCUCACAUUUAAGUUCAGUACAGAUGCAUGAUUUUAAGCAGAGGCUCAGUCAAAGAGAUUCACAAGACAAGAAAAUCACUUAAAAUACUAUUCAAUAUUUUGCUUAAAUUGAAAAGAGAUGUGUUUUUCUACUUAGGGAUGGUAAGAUUCGCCGAUUCACAUUGGUGCAUUGGCUUAAAAGUUAAUGAUGCGAUGCAGAGAUUUAAAAAGUGUGCAUCGGAUACAAGUUGCCAUUUGAAUCGCGAUGCAUCGUUUCUUACAUGUUUGCCUUGGUAAAAAACUAUUUAUUUCUAUAUAAUUAUUAGUAGCUGUACUUUUAUUGUUUUAUAUGUAGUUUGAUUUUUCUACUCCAAACUGUUUCUGAAGCGCGUUCUGUCAUCACCACUAACACUGCUACAGUUGUGCUCAAAAUGAUUCAUACUCUAGGUAAUUGUAACCAUAGAAGGCUGAAGAAGGCUUUUGAUCUCUUAUUUAAAAA
Messenger RNA from Triplophysa rosa, 6603 nucleotides. Its product is annotated as interferon-induced very large GTPase 1-like. The record is from RefSeq and is a predicted model, not a curated record. The transcript is spliced from 6 exons. Lineage: Eukaryota; Metazoa; Chordata; Actinopteri; Cypriniformes; Nemacheilidae. Gene Ontology annotation, molecular function: GTP binding. Bases 264 to 5081 code for a protein of 1605 amino acids.